Verticillium dahliae VdLs.17 is the source of this 1455-nucleotide messenger RNA. RefSeq lists its product as uncharacterized. The record is from RefSeq and is a predicted model, not a curated record. Bases 1 to 1455 code for a protein of 484 amino acids. NCBI's taxonomy places the organism in Eukaryota, Fungi, Ascomycota, Sordariomycetes, Glomerellales, Plectosphaerellaceae. The transcript is spliced from 6 exons.
AUGACUGCUCGAGUGCUCACGGCGAUGACGCAGCCAUUCAAAGACACCUACGCUCCAGAAUUAGAGGACAUUAAGACGAUCGCAAGAUCCCUUGAGGCCUUCCGCGAAUCUCACCUGUCAGGAACCACAGACAUUGCUCAUGUCCUCUGUCAGCCAGGAAACCCAAGAGAAGAAAAGACACUGGCCAGUUCCACUGACAUCGCAAACCUCCGACCCCUCGAGCCCGUCCCUGACGAUGCCAACAAGCUUCAGAUCUCCGCCAGCUCCCUCGAAAGCCUCACCAAGCACCUGACGCUGCCUGCGGCGUUCAUCUUCGCCCUCACCCGCUACUACCUGCCCAACGGACGAGGCAGCCGCCAGAUCAAGAUUGGCGAAAAGACAUGCCACGACACGUGGUAUUUCCUCCCAGUCCGGGUUCAGGUCGAGACAGUCGGCACCAACCCUCCGUCGAACCCGCCCGCGACCACUGACGACGACGACGCCAGCCAGAUGAACCCCUUUUACAAGCUCCAUCUUCCGAACGUGCAGAGAGAUAUCCACCGGUCGUGCGUGGGCAUCUUCUCGCGCGUCGAAUCGGACUCGCGGCGCUUCACAUUCGUGGCCUUUGACUUUAUGCACGGCCGCUGGCCCAAGGUCGCCCUCGAGCCAAGGGAGCGCAUCGGUGACGUUCUCAAGCGCCACCCCCAGAGUCCCGAUGCCAGCUUUGGCCGCGAGCACUGCGUGCACCUCGUCUACCUGACGAGCGCCACCCGCUGGUGGACCAAUUCUCUGUCGAGCGUCAACGAGCAGCUCAUUGCCUACGAGCGCCGCCUGCAAGCCGAGCUCGACAGGGCUGGCACCACGCCCGAGUCGGUCCUGACGGAGCUCAACAGGGCGCUGCACUCGAUCGCCGCGCAUCUCCAGCGGUACCUGUCCGAGCUCAAGUCCCUGCGGGGCAUCGCGGCCGACCUCUCGGCCGAUUACGCCUCUGUCCACGAGAACGACGCCAAGCCUGGCAAUAAGGAGGCAUUGAAACAGGCGGCCCGCGGCUUUGCCCAGGUUCUUUCGCAGGUCGAUGCGGCCCACGAGUUGGCCGUGGAGCUCGAGAAGAAGACGCAGAACAUCCUGGCCCUCAUUAGCAGCGACCGUCUGCUCGUAGCCAACGGGGAAGCAAUGCAGGGUAUUCUGAGAGCCAUGCAGGAAGACGCCAGCCUUGCCCAGCGGAUGGCGACUGAAUCGCACAGGCUCGCGCAAGAGAUGAAGAAGGACAGCAUUGCCAUGAAAACGCAUCUGGCGGAAGCGGGCUCAAGAGUUGGUCAGGGAGGCGGAGGAUGGUGUACCCCUGCAAGGCUUGCCGAAUAUUCGGCAAAACGGACACGUACGAUAGCACAACGUCCAUCUGUGGGUAUCCAGGAUGAAGCGGCAGCCCUCUUGUCAUCACGCACUGUUCCAGGAAUGCCACGCAGCCUCCCCUAG